Lachnellula hyalina is the source of this 1719-nucleotide messenger RNA. It is a transcript of the gene tmem184C, whose product is annotated as Transmembrane protein 184-like protein. The transcript is spliced from 4 exons. The record is from RefSeq and is a predicted model, not a curated record. NCBI's taxonomy places the organism in Eukaryota, Fungi, Ascomycota, Leotiomycetes, Helotiales, Lachnaceae. Gene Ontology annotation, molecular function: transporter activity. Gene Ontology annotation, biological process: transport. The coding region runs from base 1 to 1719 and encodes 572 amino acids.
AUGCUCACAAUUAAUGGAACAUGCAAUUCGACGCUGGAGGACAUGCUGAUUGGCUCAUCUGAAGUUCAAAUCGCGGGGAGUUUAACAUUCCAUGGUCUAGGUCUCGUAAUAUCAGGAGGAACUGCAUUAAUCGCUGUGCUGCUCUCAUUCUACCUCAUCUGGAUGCAUGCGAUCCAUUAUACGAAACCUUACGAGCAAAGACAUAUUAUACGUAUCCUCUUCAUGAUACCCGUCUAUGCGAUAGCGUCCUUCUUCUCCUUCUGGUUCUACUGGCACGCGAUAUACUUCACCGUAAUCUACGAAUGCUACGAAGCCUUUGCGAUCGCGUCUUUCUUCGCCCUACUGUGCCACUACAUUGCGCCGGACCUGCAUGAACAGAAAGAAUACUUCCGGAGUAUCGAACCAAAGCCAUGGGUAUGGCCGCUUUCGUGGGCAAAGAAGUGUUGCGGUGGAGAGAGGGGAUGCUGGAGAACGCCAAGAAGCGGGCUGACGUGGUUUAAUAUAAUUUGGACUGGAGUAUAUCAAUACUGUUUUAUAAGGGUUUCCAUGACAGUUACAGCGGUUAUCACGCAAUACUUUGGCAAAUACUGCGAGUCCUCCAACUCGCCCGUAUUUGGGCAUAUCUGGAUUCUGAUUAUUGAGGGUGUCGCGGUCACAAUCGCCAUGUUCUGCUUGAUCCAGUUCUAUAUUCAGCUGCGGAAAGAUCUCGCUGACCAUAGCCCGUUUUUGAAGAUUGCGGCCAUCAAACUCGUAGUCUUCCUCUCUUUUUGGCAGAGUUUCGUGCUCAGUGUUCUCACAUCUUCUGCUCUGGGUGUCAUUAAACCCACAAGCACACUGGCCUAUCCAGACUUGAAGGUUGGAAUUCCCUCCCUGCUUAUCUGCGUUGAGAUGGCCAUCUUUGCGCUUUUGCAUCAAUGGGCUUUUCCAUGGCAAGAAUACGCCAGAGGAAGCAUGGGAUCAAAAUAUCCUGUAUCCGGGGAGCCUUUCAAUGCGCAAGGCCCCAAGCAGGGAGGAUUCAUGGGCGUCAAAGCCAUUGCCGAUGCUAUGAACCCUUGGGACUUGAUAAAAGGGUUUGCACGUGGAAUGAAGUGGUUGGUUUUCGGCGUGAGAAAGCGCGAGAACGAUGCCUCAUACAAGAACGGCUUCGAUAUCAACAAUCCAAACAACCAGAAUGAUAUGGCGUUGGAGGGGGGUAAUGGGUACAAAGGUACGGACAAUCUCCCAAUCGCCAACGAGUUCAGGCGGAGUAAAUUUGGGAUGCCGAGCCCUCUACCAGGAGAUGAAGGAGCCGGCUUGAUAGCGCACGCGCAGCCUAAUCCAUUAAAGGCUGGAGGAUAUGUUCCAGCUAGACAAAGAUACGACGCGGAGGGACAAGAUAUAAAUUCCGGUGGCCAAUACAACGCCUAUGCUGAAUCAAAUCCCGACCGGCUUGUAGGCAUCCACCCAUCACCCGGAACCGUCAGGCGGCAGGACGCAGAUAUCGGCACGGCCGUCUCAAUAGAACCGGAAGUAUAUCACGCCCACGGCAUCCCAGAUCCAUACAUAAAGCCCCCGCAAGCAGACGCGUAUCUCGAGCACUUACGCACCGAGCGCAGGCAACAGAAACAACCGAGCCCGUCUGAGCAAUGGGCGAAUUCCAGUCGGCCAGUCAGGUCGGACGAUGAUAUAGAUACGCAGCCGCAAGUACACAACGCGCUGUGGGGACAGAACCAGAAUUAG